AUGUCAGCGACGACAUACGAUUGCAUUGUCAUCGGCGCCGGAUAUGCCGGGUUGUCCGCCGCGAGGGCGCUGUUGGACAAGGGCAAGUCGGUGCUUCUGCUAGAAGCGCGCGACCGUGUCGGCGGCCGGGCAUGGACCAAGCACCUUGACGAUGGCUCGUACGAGGACUACGGCGCCAUGUUCCUGGGCGUCGAGCAGCCGAAUAUGCACCGCCUCGCGGCCGAGUUCAACAUCUCUGUGUUCGACGUCACCACCAAGGGUAAGAGCGUGCUGACCUACCGUGGCCGAAGCAAGUCGUACUCGCCAACGGGCCUACCCCCUCUGUCAGCCGUGUCUCUGCUGUUUCUCGCUAGGGCGGUCCGCUCGUUCGAGGAGCUGUGCAAGACGGUCGACCUGGAGGAGCCGUGGAAGACGCCGCGUGCUCACGAGCUCGAUAACCAGACCAUCGAGCAGUGGAUCCGGGCCAACUGCUGGACCAAGGGUGCGAGAGAUACUUUGCGCAUGGCUUUCGAGCUGUUUUGGGGCCUGGGCACCUCACAAGUCAGCCUUCUCCAUGCGCUCUGGUAUAGCAAGUCGGGCGUCAGCUUCACGGUGCUGGGCACCAUCGACGAGGGCGCGCAAAAGGAGCUCGUUAUCGGCGGCGGACAGGCGAUUGCGAAUGCGCUCGCCAAGUAUCUCGGCAGCGCGGUGCACCUCGAGGAGCCUGUUGUUCAGAUCGAUCAGCAAAGCGAGAGUUGCGUUCUGGUGAAGACCACGAAGAGCACAUACCAGGCCGCGCGCGUCAUCGUGGCAGUGCCCCAGGCCAACAUACUCCGUCUCGAGUUCUCCCCGCCGCUGCCGCCGCAGAAGAUGAAACUUCUGCAGAACAUGCCGACCGGCCAGUACUGGAAGAUCGUCGCCAUGUACGACUCGCCGUUCUGGCGCAACAACGGGCUUCGCGGCGAGGCCAUCUGCCCGGACGGAUACAUGGCGCUGAUCAACGACGUGUCGCCGCACGACAGUCGGUAUGGGAUGCUAGUCGCUUUCAUUGCCGCGUCCAAGGCCAUGGCGUUCCUUGACAUGGACCACGAGCAGCGGCGCAAGAUCCUCCUGCGGGAGUUGGAGCUGAAUUACGGCAAGGAGGCGGCGCAUCCCAACAAGCUGACGAUGCACACAAUGAUGGCGGAGGAAUGGUCGACAGGUUGCCCUGUCGCGGCACCGACGCCCGGGACGUGGACGAGCAUGGGCCACUGGAUUCGCAAACCGGUCGAUCGGGUUCAUUGGGCGGGCACAGAGACGUCUUCGGUCUGGAGUGGAUAUAUGGAGGGGGCCGUGCAGUCUGGCCUUCGGGCGGCUGACGAAGUCCUCAAAGCCCUGUGA
This is a messenger RNA of Purpureocillium lilacinum, 1359 nucleotides long. RefSeq lists its product as uncharacterized. NCBI's taxonomy places the organism in Eukaryota, Fungi, Ascomycota, Sordariomycetes, Hypocreales, Ophiocordycipitaceae. Gene Ontology annotation, molecular function: oxidoreductase activity. The record is from RefSeq and is a predicted model, not a curated record.